This is a messenger RNA of Ostertagia ostertagi, 327 nucleotides long. The record is from the annotation of a GenBank genome assembly. NCBI's taxonomy places the organism in Eukaryota, Metazoa, Nematoda, Chromadorea, Rhabditida, Trichostrongylidae.
AUGAGGAUCUACGGAAUGACUAUGGGUAACACGAUACGAAACCUGGGUGCUGAAAAGGCGACCAAAACUGCAGGAAAUAAAUCGGCGGAGAAUGUACAAGAUAAGACGGCCUCCAAAGACGUAUCGAAGAGCAGCGAAAGUAAAGGAGAUUCAAAGGAGGUCAAAGAGGAGAAAAAGCCCGAAGUGAAGAAGGAAGAGGAGAGCAAGGAUAAAGAAGCAAUCAAAACGGACAAGACAAUGGCCAGUAAAAUAGAGGAGGUGAAACAAGAGAAGAAAGAGGGAGAAGCAAAACCAGAGGAAAAACCAAAGGAAGGCGCUCCUAAAGAG